Messenger RNA from Bathycoccus prasinos, 1392 nucleotides. RefSeq lists its product with no specific name. The transcript has a single exon. The record is from RefSeq and is a predicted model, not a curated record. Lineage: Eukaryota; Viridiplantae; Chlorophyta; Mamiellophyceae; Mamiellales; Bathycoccaceae. Gene Ontology annotation, molecular function: ADP-ribose diphosphatase activity; CDP-glycerol diphosphatase activity; 2',3'-cyclic-nucleotide 2'-phosphodiesterase activity. The coding region runs from base 1 to 1392 and encodes 463 amino acids.
AUGUCGUCCUUCUCUCUACCGACGACGACGACGAGGACGAGGAUUACGAUUAAGAGCACGAGAAAAACGACGACGACGAGGCAAAACGCGGGAGGAAGAGGAGGAAAAGGAGGAUGGAAACGAGUGAUUUUGGUGAAAGCUUCCUCCUCGUUCGGGGAAGAAGAUGUCGAUGGAAUAAACAAAGACUCCUCCUCCUCCUCCUCCUCCUCCUCCUCCUAUCGCCAACCGUCGAACCAAUCGCUGGGCGCGUCCAGUCGACUCGAAUCCGUGCACAAGAAACCUCUAUUUACGCUCGGCGUAUUCGCGGACGCGCAAUACGCGGAUAAAGAGAACGGCACGUACGGCACACGGAAUAAAUAUUUCCGAGACGCGAAGGAGAGACUGAAAAACUGCUUGAACGAGUUUAGCGAAAACGCGCACGCGCUCGCGUGCGUGAUUAAUUUGGGAGAUUUGUACGACGGGUACAACGAGGAUAGCGCCGAGAACUUAUAUUUCCGAGAUGCGUCGAGUUGGUCCGAAGAGGUGAAAGCGAGGAACGUGAAAGAGUUUAACGAGAUGGUUGAGAUUACGGAGAAGAGUUUAACGAAAGAUUUGAAACUGGUGUCGGUGCUCGGGAAUCACGACAUGGCGGUCACCAGAGAGGUGUUUAAACAGAAAAUGAACUUCGGAGAGGAUGAUUAUUAUAAAGUAGAAUUACCCCGGAAUUGGGUUUUGCUUUGUUUAGAUACCACCGAUAUGAAUCCGAGGUAUGUGGACGAGAACAGCGAAGCGUGGAAAGAAGGACACGCGUGGCUCGCGUCCAAGACGGAGGAGUUUAAGAAAAGAAACGCAAAGCCGUGGUCGGGUGGUAUUGCGAGUGUACAAUUUAAUUGGUUGAAGGAGCAAGUCGACUUAGCCGAAAAGGAAGGGAAAAAAGUCAUCGUGUGUUCGCACAACGCAUUAGCGCCCGGUUCUGCGAGAGAAGGCAUGGUCGCUUGGAACGCGGACGUGAUUAGUAGUUAUUUUGAAUCCAAGUCGGAAACGGUGAAAGUCUGUGUAGCAGGUCACGACCACCCUGGGGGGUACAUACAAAGAGGUAACGUGCAUUAUGUAACAAUAGAGGCAAUGUUAGAAGCUGACUGCGGAACGUCGUAUGGGUACCUCGAAGUGUACGAGCACGAGUGCAUCUUACGAGGCGUCGGCGCUUGUAAAUCUCGAAGAAUGCGCACUUCCGAAUGGGGCAGGUUCACCGGCAUCGCCAAUUUCGGCAUGUUAACUGGAGAUAUCGAUGUUAUUGAUUCUAAUGACCCGGAAGAGGAGAAAUUAGCGGAUUGGAUAAACGACCAACUUCGGACGCCAUCCUCCGCGUCGUUCUCCUCGGACGACUCGGACGACUUGAUUAUUAGACGAUGA